UGAGCACUACGUCACUCUUCGUCACCAAUAUAAACUCAGUAUGUGGGACGGAACACGAUGUGCCUUGUUUUAGAACAAAGUUUUGAAGAUGGUGCAGCUAUCGAAAGCUGGGACGAAAGACAAUCCUACACUUAAAGCUGGACAUCCCCCAGCAGUGAAGGCCGGGGGCAUGCGGGUGGCCAAGAAGAGCAGCGAGGACAACGUUGCUGUGGAGAAGGAAGCCAAAAGGCCCGAUAAGCCCAGGUCUCUUCCAACCUCUCCCAGAAUGCAGUCUGUCAGUGUCCUGUUGGCAGGGACUCUUGAAAAGCUGGGACAUGACUUUCCAGAAACGCCGGUGAGCGGCAGGCACAGCAGACUCCAGCCUGCCGUGGAGAAACUGCACUCUCCCCGGAACUUCUUCAUUCAGCAGCCCCGCAAGUUUUGAGCCAAGAUGGCUGCUGUCCCCUCGCGUGGCAGGAGGAGCCUGGGGGAAUAUCUUAAGUAAACAGUCUUAAGAGAAACAGGAAGUGUUUACAGCAGAUGGGACGCAAAGGGGCCAGAGUGGAAGGAAGGAAGCCUACGGCAUUGUGUAGUUAAUGUUUGUUUCUUCUUCUGUGAAAAUGUAACUGCAAUAGCACUUCAGCUUCAGUUUAACUGAGUAUUUGUAGAAAUUGCUGACCUUGUUUUAUUCAGAAGGUCAUUUGCUUAAACUCAUUCCUUGCUCUUUGUUUACUGCAAAUGGGAUGCAUUAUCUGUAUGAGGGGCAUUGCAUAUGCACACGCAAGUCUUUGUUUGUUAUCUGACUUCGACUUCUGUCCACAAGUUGCUGGGAUACUGUCACCGUGGGUGAGUGAAACUCAGCGUCUGUGAUUCGUCUCGAACUCGCAGUGCAUGAGGUGAUUGGGACCUGUAAUGCUUUUCCUUCAAUGAGUGGGCAUCGUUUCAAUCUAAUAUUAAAUAUAAGCUUUGUAGACAUACCUUAACACUCCCUACUUCAAUAAAAUUGCUUGGCAAUGUUCAGAAAA
Molecule: messenger RNA, 1004 nt
Organism: Anguilla anguilla (European eel)
Lineage: Eukaryota; Metazoa; Chordata; Actinopteri; Anguilliformes; Anguillidae
Gene: dapl1b.1
Product: death associated protein 1b
Exons: 4
Coding region: 89-424 (111 amino acids)
Biological process (GO): cellular response to amino acid starvation; apoptotic signaling pathway; negative regulation of autophagy
Molecular function (GO): death domain binding
Source: RefSeq, a predicted model, not a curated record